GAGUGAUUUCAUGCCAUGUUUAGCUGGAUGUCUGCUCAGUCCAAUACCUUGCACUGUUCACGAUGAUGGUAUGGCAGAAUGCUAUUUUGCACUGCAUAUACUGAUCAUGGUUCGUGUGGUGGUGCCCUUGUUUGUCCUCUUCUAUGCCAGGAGGUGUGUAAUCUAUAGCAGCCCCAACUGGCUACAUUUCACAUCCAUGUAUACUUUGGUCAUAUUUGUCACACAUGUGACAUUAAAACUCUUAGCUUAUGUCACUUUGCUUGGGGAGGUUCCCAAGUCUCCAGUCAAUGGCUGAACAUGCCAUUGGAUGCUUGCUUGUUGCUGAGCAUUCUUA
Molecule: messenger RNA, 334 nt
Organism: Pisolithus orientalis
Lineage: Eukaryota; Fungi; Basidiomycota; Agaricomycetes; Boletales; Pisolithaceae
Exons: 4
Coding region: 11-295 (94 amino acids)
Source: RefSeq, a predicted model, not a curated record